Messenger RNA from Miscanthus lutarioriparius, 237 nucleotides. The record is from the annotation of a GenBank genome assembly. Lineage: Eukaryota; Viridiplantae; Streptophyta; Magnoliopsida; Poales; Poaceae.
AUGAAGGCGGCGGCGGACUCGGCACUGGCGUUGACGGCGCGCGGCCAGACGCGGUGGCGAGCGUGCGGGAGGCAGCUCCCCCAGAACGACAGGCUCACCAUCACGGUCCCCGGCGUCGCGCUCGCGCUCGCCACCGUGUCGUACCUCUGGGCCACGCCCGGCGUUGCGUCGGGGUUCUUCGACAUGUUCGUCCUCGCCUUCGCCGAGCGUGACGUUGAUGUGGCCACCAUGUGCUGA